Messenger RNA from Salvia hispanica, 2026 nucleotides. Its product is annotated as WW domain-containing protein. Gene Ontology annotation, biological process: alternative mRNA splicing, via spliceosome. Gene Ontology annotation, molecular function: ribonucleoprotein complex binding; protein binding. Lineage: Eukaryota; Viridiplantae; Streptophyta; Magnoliopsida; Lamiales; Lamiaceae. Gene Ontology annotation, cellular component: cytoplasm; nuclear body. The record is from RefSeq and is a predicted model, not a curated record.
GCCCUAUUUUAUGAAACCCUAACUGAAUUCUCACUCUCUCUCAUCGUCUCUCCCCAUUAACGCCUCUCUCGCCGUUAACCAUCCGGCACAGCCACCGCCGCCGACGUCACCACUCCUGCACAGCAGCGUCUCUGCAUCUCCCUUCAGCCGCGGAGAAGGUGGAUUCUCUGCACUUGAAGAACUUCUCUCGAAAUGAAAAUGAGAGGAAAUUGACAUUUCGUUAAUGGAAUUUUGAAGAUCUUGCUCGCUCAUGGGUGACCAGUCCGAUGAGCCGCUUCCUCCAGGAGUACAAUCUCUGCCGCGCUCAUCGUUUGAUAACACGGCAUCGAUGCCAGGUUCCAAUUCAAGAAGCAGCCUUUUCCCUCUUGGCCUUUCAGAGGCGUCCAAAGUGGAUGCUGGUGAAGAAGCAAUCGUGCAGACUCGUGAGCAUACCGGCAGUUCCGGUCUGCAAUAUGAAAGAUUUAGUAAUAUUGAAGCUGCUGCUCAGACGGCUGUGCUGCAUGAGCAAGAAAUAGCCACUCAAAGGAUCUUUCAGAGCCAGAGAGGGUCAAAUAAUGCAAGUGAACAUUUGGAGGAUAAUAAGGAUAUUUUGUCUGGACGCCAUGACCCAAAUGCUCUAAAGGAGCAUCUUCUGCAAAUGACCUCAACACAUCGAACAGAAAUGGCCUCUAAACGGGGCAAGCCCACCUCCGUGGAGGAAGGCAAUCUGGAAAUAGGGAAUGGGUAUGGUGUGCCUGGUGGAGGUGCUUAUUAUGGUGCUCCGGUACACAAUGAAAAAAGCCAAAAGAAUGCCGAGCUUAAUGGGGAGUCUGGACAGAAUUCAGCUUCUAAAGAUUUACCUGAAUAUCUUAAGAGAAAGUUGAGAGCAAGAGGUAUCCUAAAAGAUGACAAAAACAUAGGAUAUCUGUCAGAAUCAGAAAAUAGAUCGGAUGCUCAAUCAACUCAAGCAACGGCACCUGGAAAUUUGCCCCCUGGAUGGAUUGAAGCUAGGGACCCUGAAAAUGGUGCUGUGUUUUAUCACCAUGCGAGUUCAGGGAAAAGCCAGUGGGAAAAACCUAUGGAAGUGAAGAAACCUAUUGAAGUGGAAAAACCAAUUGAAGUGGCUCCUGCUGCUGUCUUUGCAACCUCAUCUCUUCUCGAGGAUUGGAUAGAGGCACUUGACGAAAUAACAGGUCAAAAGUAUUAUUAUAACAGGAAGACCAAUGUGUCACAAUGGGAACAUCCAGGAGCACAGCAGCAGGCGGCUCCACAGCAUUAUGAGAUGAUGGUCUCCCCUAAUGCAAUGGGUGGAAAUUCGGAAGAUAAGGCUUCCCCUUUUCCUAGGUGCUUGGGAUGUGGUGGUUGGGGAGUGGGUCUGGUGCAGUCUUGGGGCUAUUGCAAUCACUGCACUCGACUUCACAAUCUUCCACAGAGCCAAUACUUGUCAAUCUCUCAAAACCAUAACCAACCAAAUAUUGUUGGAAAUCAAGGGCACUUGGAGAAGAAGCCACCCCAACAAAGGUCUGAUACGAAACCCCCGUCUUGGAAAAGCUAUAAGGACAGCAAGAAGCGUGCACACAAUGACGAAGAUGACCUGGACCCCAUGGAUCCAAGUUCAUAUUCGGAUGCUCCUCGUGGCGGUUGGGUUGUAGGCCUCAAAGGUGUACAGCCAAGAGCAGCAGAUACCACUGCCACGGGCCCUCUUUUCCAGCAGCGGCCUUAUCCAUCCCCCGGGGCAGUCCUACGUAAAAAUGCUGAAAUUGCAUCUCAGAAGAAAAAGCAUAAUUCUAAUUAUUCUCAAAUAUCCAAGAGAGGGGAUGGGAGUGAUGGUCUUGGUGAGGCUGAUUGAAUGAGGCUACGUAUCGAUGCACUUGUCUCGGGUUGAAUGCGUAGACUUAGUGCACAGUUUUGAUGUUCCCCUUUUCUUGAAGCUUUGGCAUAAAAUGCAGAUGGUAUGUUGAAGGUUGUAGUAGGUCAGGUGUCUGUUUGUUAUCUUGCACAGAAUCAAAUCAUACAAAUUUUAUUCCAAAUCGAUUUAUGAGUUUAA